This is a messenger RNA of Tupaia belangeri chinensis (Chinese tree shrew), 840 nucleotides long. Its product is annotated as melanoma-associated antigen 10-like. Gene Ontology annotation, biological process: negative regulation of transcription by RNA polymerase II. The record is from RefSeq and is a predicted model, not a curated record. Gene Ontology annotation, cellular component: nucleus. NCBI's taxonomy places the organism in Eukaryota, Metazoa, Chordata, Mammalia, Scandentia, Tupaiidae. The transcript has a single exon.
AGCCAUGGCAGACACUCCAUGGAGCCAAUCUGAUGAGGGCUCCAGCAGUGAAGAUCAGGGGCCGCGCAUCAGGCAGGAUCCGGCAGGCCAUGUGUCCUUGCUUAGAAGAGCACUAUAUAAGAAGAUGGUUGAUUUGGUGCUUUUCCUGCUCCACAAGUAUCAAGUAAAGGAACCAAUCACAGAGGAAGAAUUGCUGAACAGUGUCAUCCAGGAUUACCAGGACUACUUCCUUGUGAUCUUCAAUGAAGCCUCUGAAUACCUGCAGCUGAUAUUUGGCAUUGAGGUGAAGGAAGUAGACCCCACUAGCCACUCCUAUGUCCUUGUCACCAUCCUAGGCCUCACCUAUGAUGGGAUGCUGAGUGACAACCAGACCAUGCCUAAGACUGGGCUCCUGGCCAUCAUACUGGGUGUGAUCUUCAUGGAGGGCAAUCCUACCCCUGAGGAGGAGAUCUGGGAAGCAUUGAAUAUGAUGGGGAUAUAUACCGGGAGGGAGCACUUUAUCUUUGGGGAGCCCAGGAAGCUCCUCACUGAAGAGUGGGUACAGGAAAAUUACCUGGAGUAAAGGCAGGUUCCUGGUAGUGAUCCUGCUCGCUACGAGUUCCUGUGGGGUCCAAGGGCCCACGCUGAAACCAGCAAGAUGAAAGUCCUAGAGUAUGUGUCCAAGGUCAAUGGGAGUGAUCCCAGAUCUUUCCCAUCCCAGUAUGAAGAGGCUUUACAAGAUGAGGAAGAGAGAGCCCGAGUAAGAAUUGCACCCCGAGCUAGAGGGAGGACCAGGGGGAAGUCCAGGUUCCAAGACCCCAUCUAGGAGAUUGUUCUGCCCUGGUAAUUAAGUCUGUUUCU